This is a messenger RNA of Lecanosticta acicola, 2256 nucleotides long. Lineage: Eukaryota; Fungi; Ascomycota; Dothideomycetes; Mycosphaerellales; Mycosphaerellaceae. The record is from the annotation of a GenBank genome assembly.
AUGACGAUGCGAUACCGGCAUGUCAUCUCAAAGACCGCCCGCCGCACAACGCGCCGCUAUCCUUUCCUUCGCCAUGCCUCGAUCACCACCAUUGUCCUGAUACUAGUCUGGAUCUACGCGGUCUACAGCGGCGAACGAUCGACAUACGAAUCUCACAUUCGAGCGUGUCAUUGGGACAAGUGGGAAGAAUGGCCGCGCGAGGCAAGACCGCACCACUCCGUCUUCGUUGCCGAUCCGCAGCUUGUCGAUCCACAUACGUACCCGGGAAGGCCAUGGCCUCUGUCGAGCUUGACUGAGAAAUAUACGGAUCUAUACAUGAGCAGGAACUUCCGUCUCAUAAAUCAACAAUUGGAUCCAGACUCCGUGGUGUUUCUGGGAGACCUUUUUGAUGGAGGAAGAGAAUGGGCGACUAGCAAGGCUAGAUAUCUGAAGGCGAGUCAACGAGACACUCUGGUAAAGCUCGCCAUUCUUGGGGAGGGAGAGAAGGAGGGACAACGAGAGAGUCUGACCAAUGUCGACUUUGUCCAGGGCGAGAACGGCAGAUGGGCGAAAUGGGGAGGGAGGCAGUGGAAUGCCGACUUCGAUCGGUUCGGCCGAAUCUUCUUUGAUGCUGCGCAGCUGUACCCCGGCUCAGAAGUCGACCUCCUGCCUGCGUACGAUGUCCCAGUGGACCCAAUUAGCAUGGAGAAUGGCGCCAAGAACGUUACUUGGACUCAAUACGGCGUUACCAGUCGCAAAUAUCGACGGGUCAUGACAAGUCUGCCCGGCAACCACGAUCUUGGAUUUGGUUCGGGAGUGCAACUGCCGGUCCGCGAUCGCUUUCGGAGUCACUUUGGUGCUACUAAUAAUGUCUAUGUUCUCGGAAACCAUACCUUUGUCAGCGUUGACUCUCCCUCCUAUUCCGCUUUUGAUGAGUAUGUGCCUGGUGGAGAGGUCUCCGCGGAACGAAGGAAUCAGUAUUACAAGACUUGGAAGCCUACAAGCGACUUCCUCGAUGAUCUGGAGAGGAAGGCUCCGAAAGUGGUCGCAGAAACUAUGAAUGAGUACUUUCCUGGAUCGCACCCAAUCAAAGGCUUCCGACACGAGGCUAUCAACGCCAAUGAGAGCCAACCAGAGCCUCGAGACGUUUCGGACGUUCCUAAAGACAAACCAAUCCUGCCGGUGGUAUUGCUCACUCACGUCCCGCUUUUUCGCAAUCCAGAUACGGACUGUGGGCGCCUUAGGGAAAAGGGCAAAGCGAUCGCGGUGGCGCGAGGCUAUCAAUAUCAAAAUGUCCUCACCCCUACUCUGUCCAAUGCAAUCGUGAAAAAAGUGUCCACAGCCGGCGAUAUUAUGCACGUCUUCUCUGGAGACGAUCACGACUACUGUGACGUAACGCAUCGCUUUAACGUGGGUCGCUGGAAUGAAGAAGAGCAAAAAGACAAAGUCGAGAUGCGCACCAUGCGCGAGGUGACAGUGAAGAGCUUCAGCUGGGCUAUGGGUGUUCGUCGGCCUGGGUUCCUGCUCGUGAGCCUUUGGAACCCCGUGGAUGAGAUGGGCAACACAGUAGGGACACCAUUGCCAACUAUUGAGACCCAGCUUUGCCUAUUGCCCGACCAGCUCAGUAUUUUCAUCAACUACGCGAUCCUGCUCGGAUGGACAUUGCUUAUCCUCGUCAUUCGCGCCGGUUUAAAGGCUGCGCGGAAUCGCCAGAGCAUAGAUGAGGAGGACAGUGAAGACGACAUGGUGGGCUCGCGCCUCACUCUCCCGCGCUACCAGUCAAGGUUCAUCGGCAAGCAGGACAGUAAAACGAAUGGUUAUGCCAAUGGCCAUAGCUCCGCAAAUGGCGACGCCAAAGGACGGCAGCGCGCAUCUUCAACUUCGAUGUCUACAUCGAAUGGCAAUAACAACAACACGUUGGGCGUACAACGCAGUUUCAAUGCCAGGACCCGAAGCGUCUCGCCUGCUGCAGCCGUGACUGCCAGCAACAACUACAAUCCCAACACAAACGAAUAUGGCUUGCCUAAUCUGCAAGAGCAUUCUGGUCCACUGAUCGAGAGAGCUGGUUAUUACCCGCCAGUGAAGUGGCAGGAUCCGAACGAAUCUGAUGAAGAGUCACACCUUGGCGAUGAUGAGCAAGAUAGUCAGGCGAAGUGGAAAAAGCGAAGACGGCCACGAAGCAAAGCGAGGAUAGCCUUGGAUGAAUUUAUUGCAAGCGUGGCAUUUGUAGCCAUUCCAAGCGGACUGUUCUACGGCUUUCUCAUUAGAAAUGGAUGA